GUUGCCCAACACACAAUUUGUUGAAUGUGUUUAUGUUGCCGGUUGUGCCGCCAAUAUUUUCUGUUUUUCCGGUUUUAAUUAUAAUUUAACUCCGAAUUUCAACAUGUAUGUCAACAUGAGCUAUCGCGAGGUUACCACCAAAAACCUGAAACCAGCGGACUGGACCGAAGUUAAUAUAAAUACAGAAACACUAAACACACUGCAGGAUACCAAAACAUUUGAGAUAUCUGGCGGACAUUGCUACAAAAAUAAUAAUGUGCAGUACAGGAAUCGAUUCAUAUAUUGGCGGACGAACAAGGAGGUGCUGGAGCUAGCUGAAAUUAGCCUGGAUAUAUCGCUUGUGAGAAACCAUUUGCGUCUGCGCUUCACCGACUCGGCUGUGCUCAAUGUAUCCCUUACGGAGCACCACAAAGCCAUCACACUGCUGGUCGUCACCGUGAGCAGUGUCCAUCGCUACGUGUUCCCACUUAAGGUGGUUGGUGAAAACGCGGGCACUGCCGCCGCCGGACAAGACGAUCUGCAGUCGCAAUCAAUCUUUUACGAUGUGAACGAAAAGAUCGACGAUCCGAGCGCCUUCUAUGUUACGGAUGGACUGGGCACGAUGCCCACUGUGGCUGCUUCAUUUAUGUCGGAGCACGCCCAAGUGGCCUACUUUGCGGUGGCCUACCAGAGCAAGCUGGUGCUGCACGUCAUGAACUGUGUCACUGGCUCCACGGUGACGCACGAGGUCAAGGAACCGCAUCUGAUGCCUCGCUUUCUCUCCAGCCUCACGGGCGCUCUAAUUAGGCGAGCGGAAUCUGUGGAUGCGCCCAAUUCGAUGGAGUUCAGUGAAAUCGAUGGCAAGACGUAUCUUCUGGUGGUCUAUAGGAGCAACGAGCUGCGCCUUUGGGCAGUGGACACGAUGCAGACAGUUUCCACCAUUAACUGCUCUGGCGGCGCUCAAGGUGCACCGUCAGCACAAGGACCGCAAACCAAUCAGAUACGAAAAAUAGACGAUCAAAACUUUUGCGUAUUCCUCUCACACGACGAUGGGGCCGAGUUUGUUUGCGUGCAUCUCGAUGGGACUACGAUGCCAGAUGGAAGUGCCAGAGACCUCGAGUUUAUUGUGAAGCACACGGUUGUGGCGCCCCAAAUGGAUCUGGCCGAUUUCGAUGUCACCCUCACACACAUCUGGGCUCUCUGGAGCAAUGCCGAGGGGGAUUUCAAUGUCUCGACGAUAUAUGUGGGCUCUGAUCAGGCUAUCGAAUGGGUUUCCUCGGUACUGGAGCCGCCACCAGAUCGUUAUUGUCUCACCAUGGAGCAGGGUAUUGAUCCGCGCGAGGCCUACUGCUCGUACAUCUUCCAUCCGGGUCGAUUUGAUCGUACGGUGAUUACCAAGGCCUUAUAUAUGUUCCGACGCGUCAACCUGCAGUUCGAUGUUAGGCAGCUGUCGAUGACCGUGCUCAAGGAGCAGGUGUGCCAGGCCGUCGAGGAUGAGAUCCAGAACGAGUUCAAAGAGUUUGUGGUCAGUGACGAGGAGUAUCUGGAAGCUGCCACACGGCUGUGGGAUCGUUUCUAUUCAUGCUGCGAGCAAUACCACAUCAAGUACUCGGAGCCCAUUGGUUUGUCCAUUUUGGGUCCCAUGGAUGCGGCAUGCCUCAUUAGGCGGCAGUCCUUUGCCCUGCUACGGCCGUGCGAGCUGCUGGAGCAUGUACUGCUCAUUGGAGAGCAGACCAGGGAUGUGGCCUCAAUACUGGCUCCAUGCUUUCGCAACGAUCACACAUUGUCGCAGGCAGUCGCUGAGCUAAUGAGGAUCAUCACUCAGGUGGAAAAGUCGCUGCCAGAGGAUGUCAAAAUGGAGUUGGAUAAGAAACUCUAUCAGCGCGAGGCGCCCAUUGAUCUGGUGACCAAGCUUGUGGGCAGCAGCAUCGAUGAUGAUGAUAUUAGUCCCACCCUGCCCAUGCACACUGUUCAGGAGCUGAAGAAACAGCUGCAGAAUGUCACAAAUCUGCAGGAUGCCGUCGAUAUGCUGCUGAAUAUUCUGUGUGUGAUCGAACCGGAUGCCCCGCCGCCACAAGACUAUGCCAGAUCCACGCGUUUCCUGCUGCCAACUGGCGCGUUGUUUGGCAGCGAGUAUGGCAUAUCCAUUCUAGCCGAGACGUUCAAACAAAUGGCUUUGAUACGCUUUUCUGUCUGCCGCGAUCUGCUGAUUCUGCUGUGCAUUAUGGAGGAGCAGGAUGGAACAGACAGUAAUGGCCUGGUGACGGCUGAUAACUAUAUGCGAUCGUACUAUACGCUCGUUUGGAUGGCCGUGACGCCCAUUUCCUCGAAUACACCAGCUGGAUUUGAGGCUUCCAUACAGCGCUUGAAUCGCGCACAACUCUUUGAUGGCUAUUCCCGACCGUACUCGAGUCAUGUGCGUGGCUAUGGCAAUGAUCAGACCACGCUGCUCUGUUUAUUCCUGCGUUCCAAGGGCCUGUUCAGUGCUCUGGCCAAGCUGCUGUCCAAGGCGGGCAUGCAACUGGAGACGGAGCCAGCGACGUUGCGACAAACGCUGCUGCAGCUGGUCACCUACACCAAUGAGAUGCUUUGGCCCGAAUCUCCUAGCUAUGUAUUCCCAGAAUGGCUCUUUGGCACAUGCCACCAGAUAAUUGUGCAGGACUAUGUGCGCCUGCUAGCCGUCUGGUGCGAAAAGAAGGCCCAUUGUCGCACAUUUAUGCUGGCUGUUUCGCUGCUGGAUUGUGGCGAGACACAAAAGGCUGUGCUGCUCUUUCAGGAUACCGCUGAAAAGGUGCUCGAUGAUGCAUUCCUCAUCGAGCACGUGCUGAAGAAUACACCGCUCCACGGCCAGCUGAAAGAGAGCCUCGAACUGGGCAAUGAUGAUGGACCAUCGUUGGAGGACAAGAAACAGGCGGUGGUUCAUUAUUAUCUAAAGGUCAUACAGCUCUUUGAGCAGUAUUCGGCCGUGGACUACAUCAUACAGCUGGCCCUUACGGCCAUAAGCAAGCUGGGCGAACGCGAUCCACAGCUGCCCAUGUUCCAAUCGAUCGUUUUCAACAAUCAUAUGCAUCUGGGCCACUACGAGGAGGCGUAUCACGCAUUAAUUUACAAUGCCGACAUAUCUAGGCGCAAGGAUUGCCUGCGUCAGUUGGUGGUGACGCUGUUCCAAUGCAAGAGCCUGGACCUGCUCAUGAAGCUGCCGUACAAUGGCCUGCAGAACGAGUUCGAGAAUAUUGUAGAGUCGCGUGCCCGGUCGAUGAGCAUCGAUCAGAAUGAAGUCUAUAACUUUUUGUAUGCCUUCCACACGAGCAAGGGAAACAUGCGCAAGGCGGCCACCGUCAUGUACGAGCAGGCCAUGCGGCUGCAGGUGAGCAGCAAUGCCCCCAAGGCACUGGACAAGCGUUGCUCCUCGCUGCUGAUCUGUGUGAAUUGCCUGAAUCUGGUCGACAAUCGGUACAGAUGGAUAGCCAAGCCAAUCAUUGGCGACGAGCGAGUGUUGGCCAUGGAUGUGGAUAAUGAAGAUGAGGUGCCGCCAAACGACGAUGAAGUGCUGGUCCUGGAGCUGGCCGACAUACGGCGCGAACUUGUGUACGUUGAGGCGCUAAAGGAGCUCUCCCACUACCGCAAGGACAUAGCCGCCUAUGAGGUGGCAGGAGCUGAAGAACUGUCCUAUCUGCUGAGCAGCUAUGGCCUGUAUACGGCUGCCCUGAAACUGUCCCGCGGGCAUACGUUCUCUGUGCUGCCGACAUUUGAGAGUCUGGCCGCAGCCUGUGUGAGCGCCACCGAAGAGAAGGACACCGAUGCCUGGGCCUGGCUGCAGAACAACGAUCUGGCAGAUCUGCCACAUCGUAAUAAUGCCGCUGAUAUGGCAUGGUCCCUGCUGCAGAAGCUGAUACUCGACAACGAGCGCAAGGACUCGACGCUCAUACGCAAGAGCGUCGUUAACCGAUUGCUCACAAUGAAUGCAUUUGUGCCCAAGUGGCUGUACGACUCCUACAAGCUGAACAAUUGCCGCGAGCUGUUGCAUCUGUAUGUCCGGCACAAUCGUUUGCUGGAGGCCGCCGAUAUGGCCAGCGAGAUGAUCUGUGCCAUGCUUGGCGCUGGCAGCGAAUACUUUGAUUUCCAGCAGUCGAUCAAUGUGACAACGCCGCAGCUAGCAUUCCCCAUUAACACAAUGGAUCUGCUGCUGCACGCCCUGAAGGUGAAUGGCAAGGAGCACUCCGAGUAUGAAGUGGCCUGCGUACAGCUGGAGGAGGAUGUGGCCAGAUACAUUGAGACAGUCAGCCGCACCACAUCGGAUAAAAUGAAAAUGGCCAUUUUACGGAAUCGCGAAGAGCUCCAGCUGCAGACAAUACGCCAGUAAUUCAGUUUAAAAAAGAUUAUAAAGUUUAUUUCGAAUUAAAUGUGCUUAAAAGUCA
Messenger RNA from Drosophila obscura, 4397 nucleotides. It is a transcript of the gene Nup160, whose product is annotated as nuclear pore complex protein Nup160 homolog. Bases 104 to 4342 code for a protein of 1412 amino acids. Gene Ontology annotation, cellular component: nuclear pore. Gene Ontology annotation, molecular function: structural constituent of nuclear pore. Lineage: Eukaryota; Metazoa; Arthropoda; Insecta; Diptera; Drosophilidae. The record is from RefSeq and is a predicted model, not a curated record. The transcript is spliced from 12 exons.